Molecule: messenger RNA, 6035 nt
Organism: Malaclemys terrapin pileata
Lineage: Eukaryota; Metazoa; Chordata; Testudines; Emydidae
Gene: PKN3
Product: protein kinase N3
Exons: 22
Coding region: 56-2911 (951 amino acids)
Biological process (GO): protein phosphorylation; signal transduction
Molecular function (GO): ATP binding; protein serine/threonine kinase activity; small GTPase binding
Source: RefSeq, a predicted model, not a curated record
UGGGGUAGGAAGCCCGGGGGCUGCGUCUGGAGCGGGCCGCGGGGGAAGAGGAGCCAUGGCGGCUGGGGAGCCGCGGCAGGGCAUCUAUCUCCUGCAAAUGAGCAAUGGGAUGAACCUCAUGGAUCCAGGGUUCCAGCAGAAACUGGAGGAUGAGAAGGAAGUAAUUCGUCGAGCUAUCCAGAAGGAACUGAAGAUCAAAGAGGGGGCGGAAAAUCUGCGCAAGGUGACAACAGACAAAAAAAAUCUGGUGCAUGUAGAGCAUGUGCUGAAAUCUUCCAAUCGGAAACUGGAGCAGCUGCACUGGGAUCUCCAGGAGCUUAAUGCCCGGAUUGUAGUAACAGAGAAAGGGGAGAGCAAAACAGAUGGUUCCAUGUCCCCGGACCCUUGUCUCUGGGAAAGGAACCCAAACCCAGUGGCAAGGAGGAUAGAGGCUCUGAAAAAGCAGCUGCACAUUGAGAUGAAAGUGAAACAGGGAGCUGAGAACAUGAUCCAGAUGUAUUCAAAUGCAACGUCAAAGGACCGGAAGCUGCUGGCAACAGCUCAGCAAAUGCUCCAGGACAGCAAGACGAAGAUUGAGCUGAUUCGGAUGCAGAUUGUGAAAGUAUCUCAGUUGGCAGGUGGAAUAGAGGAUGCAAUGGAUCCAGCAGUGAAGAUGGGGGCCACCAUCAGUCUCCUGGAGCUACGCAUCGAGGAACUGCGACAUCACCUAUGCAUUGAAGCUGCCGUGGCUGAAGGGGCAAAAAAUGUGGUGAAGAUCCUGGGAGGCAGGCGGGUGCAGGAUCGCAAAGUGUUGGCUGAAGCUCAGGGUCGUUUGCAAGAAUCAUCUCAGAAGAUUGAUUUGCUGCGCUUGUCCCUGGAGCAGCAGCUUAACGAGCUUUCUUCUGAUCACCCAAAGCGGGCACUCAUCAAGCAGGAGCUAGUGAAUGCUUCCUCUCUGGGAGCUCAGCAUGUCAGCGUCCAGCCCUUCACUUCACUGAUCAAACCCACAGCUCUUACAGGUUCAUUAGAAGUGAGACUGAUGGGGUGUCAGGAUCUGUUGGAAAAAGUUCCAGGACGUUCCCGAGUGUUUGGUUCAUCUCCCAAUCAUGGGAGCCCAAGUGACAUGAAAUCCCUGACCCGAGCACGAGCUGGGAUGAGUAUUCAUGGCCGCAGUACUGCAGCAAAGCACUUGCGGAAUGAGGAGCUGUGUAACGAGGUGCUCGCUGUGCUCAAAGUGGACAAUAAAGUGGUUGGUCAGACAAACUGGGGCCCAGUUAAUAACCAGGCUUGGGAUCAAAGCUUUGUCAUUGAGCUGGAUCGGUCCCGGGAGCUGGAGAUUGCAGUUUAUUGGCGUGACUGGAGAGAGCUGUGUGCAGUGAAGUUCUUGCGCUUGGAUGACUUUCUUGAUAAUGAACGCCAUGGGAUGUGCCUCUCUCUUGAACCCCAAGGGAUGCUUUUUGCAGAGGUGACCUUCUGUAACCCUGUGAUUGAGAGACGGUCUAAUCUGCAGCGCCAGAAACGUAUUUUCCCCAAACAGAAAGGAAAGGAGUUUCUCCGAGCUUCUCAGAUGAACAUAAACAUUGCUACCUGGGGUCGUCUAAUGAUGAGCAUCCUCCCUCCAUGUAGUUCCAUGAGCACGCUAAGCCCCCCACUUCGUACUUCCAUUCAUACAGACUUUACCUCUCCAGCACGGCUGCAAACUCAAACUGAUUCAAUGGGCAGUGACUAUCCAGUGGUUAAACUGACAUUUGGUGAGGAACCUCCCCCUAAGCCUCCACGCCUUUUUUUGACAGCAGAUUCCAAAGAGGUUGCUCCAUCUCCUGCAGACUCUCCGUGUCUGAAGAGGCUACAUGUGGAAGAGAGGACUUGCAGCUCUGCUGUAACAGAAACACCAAAUUGGGCUUCUCAGAGGAAGAGGACUGUUCAGCUUCAGGAUUUUCACUGCAUCGCAAUGCUGGGACGAGGGCACUUUGGGAAGGUGCUGCUAGGUCAAUACAAGGCAACAGGGAAGUUGUACGCUAUCAAAGCCCUAAAGAAACAAGACAUCAUUAGCAGAGAUGAGAUUGAUAGCUUGAACUGUGAGAAGCGAAUCUUUGAAGUGAUCAACUCCUUCAGCCACCCGUUCCUGGUGAAUAUGUUUGCAUGUUUCCAGACGCCAGAUCAUGCAUGUUUUGUGAUGGAAUACACCCCUGGUGGUGAUCUCAUGAUGCACAUUCACUCUGAUGUCUUUCCAGAACAUGUGACGCAGUUUUACACAGCCUGCGUAGUGCUUGGACUCCAGUUCUUACAUGAGAAGAAAAUUAUUUACAGGGACCUGAAGUUGGAUAACUUGCUCUUAGAUGCUGAGGGCUUUGUGAAGAUUGCAGAUUUUGGGCUGUGUAAGGAAGGGAUGGGUUUUGGGGACCGCACUAACACUUUUUGUGGCACCCCGGAAUUUCUGGCUCCGGAAGUCCUGACAGACACCUCAUACACGCGGGUAGUGGACUGGUGGGGGCUUGGUGUGCUCAUUUUCGAGAUGCUUGUUGGUGAGUCUCCAUUCCCUGGAGAUAAUGAAGAGGAGGUCUUUGACAGCAUUGUCAAUGAAGAGGUCCGCUAUCCGCGAUUCCUUUCUUCUGAGGCACUUCCCAUACUCCGCAAGCUUCUCCAGAAAUGUCCAGAACGUCGUCUUGGAGCAGGAGAGAGGGACGCAGAGGAGAUUAAAAACCAGCCCUUUUUCAAGGAGAUUGACUGGGAUGCCCUGUUUGCCAGAGCACUGAAGCCCCCUUUUGUGCCUUUCUUAAGAGCUCCCACUGACAUUAGCAACUUUGACAAAGAGUUUACCUCCCAGAAGCCAAUCCUGACUCCUCCAGAUGAGCUCCCUGUCCUGACCCCUGAGGAACAGGCUGCCUUUAAGGACUUUGACUUUGUCUCCAGACACUUUCUGGAAGUCUGAUUGCUGUGGUGUAAGGAGCCCAUGCAGACCACUAUUACCCUGAGAGAUCCUAGAGAGAAACUCGCAACUGACUAUUGGAAGGUCAAAUUAAUAUCAGGCAAAGAUUAUUCAUAGGUCUGGUAAUAUUAAGGAUUGUAGAAAGCAGACUGUUCUGCAAGCUGGUUGCUCUACUGCAUUGUUCAGUGUGUGCAAAUGCUAAUAGGAAGAGUACUGGACAUGAGCUUGAAGAAGGUUCAUGCGUGCUGGCUGUGUUUGAAACAGUACCUGGCUGUAUGCUGAUGCCACCUUGGAUAGCUGUGGACACACACAAUUUAAACUGGAUUUCAUUUAACAAUAUAUCCAAAUGAAAUAGAGCCUUCACCCCCUUCCCAAACAAACUCCUACCUCUGCAGCGGGGCCUUGCAAGCUGCCUAGCUUUCUCAGCACUGGAUGAUCAGCAGCAGCAGAACUGGCACUUUCCACCUAUUUUCUAAGAGAAAAAAUGUGGCACUAUUUUUUCUUUGCAAAGGAUUUAGGCCCAGUUGUGUUCAUAGUUUGGGGUGGGUGUGCAGUGGCUUAAUACAACCAGAAUGAUGAAGGUUGAGUUUGGAAACUGCCCAGAUGUUACAAGCUGAGAUCUUAGCUUUGCUUUGUAAAAAAAAAACUACAUUUCUACUCUCCUGCUCAAUCUUAAUUCCUGUCUUUAAUAAGAACGGAUUUAAAACCCUACAAACUUUGCACAUAUUGUUUGUUGUAAAUUAGACUCUCCCUUCUGAUUAAAACUUAUGCCUUUCAAUCGCCCUGGCUUGUUAGAACAUAUCAGGAGCUGGGAGAACACAGAUCUUCUGCUUAACAGAGAGUGUGUUCUUUAUCUCUGUAAAUGUAAUGUUAAUACUAUUUCCCUUUCCUUCUUCCUUUCAUAAGAGUCUCUUGUCACUCCAGCUGCUCGGAUCUGUCCCCUCUGUAUGUGUUCUCUUUAUUGGGGCCAUGUAUGUCACUUUAAUGAUUGCACUCAGGCUAUUUCUCCAGGUUUUUUUUAACCUUACUAUGUAUAUGCUAUAUUUUUCUCAGAUAAUAUAAAAUAUUGUGGAUGUUUAUAUCGGAAAAAUUAAUAAAUAUUGGUUGUGAAACAACUCUGGCUAAAAAACAGCCUAAAAUAUAGAAUAAUUUGUAUCAAGACCAACUUAAUUUGGUGCUCAAAAUGCACAAGUAUGAGUAUGUUCUUGUAGUAGCAGUGCUGUAAUUAGCACUUAUAAUUUCUAUUUAAAGAUUACAUUCUGACCGUGAAACUGUUUUGCAGAGUGCUGUUGCCUCUUCCCAGCUAGCCAGUAUGACUAGCAAGUCAAAAAUAGCAACUGUUCUUUAAACAAUUUCCAAGUGAGAAGUAGGGGGAAUGAGGCUUGGUCUACACUACCCCCCCAAUUCGAACUAAGGUACGCAACUUCAGCUACGUGAAUAACGUAGCUGAAGUCGAAGUACCUUAGUUCGAACUUACCUUGGUCCACACGCGGCAGGCAGGCUCCCCCGUCGACUCCGCGGUACUCCUCUCGCCGAGCUGGAGUACCGCAGUCGACGGCAAGCACUUCCGGGUUCGACUUAUCGCGUCCAGACUAGACGCGAUAAGUCGAACCCAGAACUUCGAUUUCCAGCCGUCGAACUACCUGGUAAGUGUAGCCAAGGCCUCAGUCAUUCAUAAACUACUGGGGCAAUUAUAACCUUGUUGCACUUCAGGGUGUAGACUGGACUGCUACACAUUUAUGGUGGUUACUAUGUAUAGGGAACAGCACUUUGGCUAGUUGGCCAGAGAAGAAAUAUUCCUGUUGAAGGCUCAUAGGAACAUGUAGAUGUUGGUUUUUCAACCCUUCAUCUACAGGGAUAGACUUUACCAGUAAAGGAUUGUGCUGGUUCUGAAGAGAGGAUCUGGCCAUAACCAGAGAGGAGUCCCCAUUAAAUCAAGAUUGGCUGAAGUGCUCAAGGAGUUACUUAGGUAAGAGCUUUAGUAUAUGUACAUGUGUGGAAGAAAAACAGCCCACCCUGAUCUUAGCUCAGUCUUAUAAUUACUGCUGAAUGCCUUGCAAAGGGAAAUUGACCCCCACUACCAGUUAACUCCUCCUAACCUUAAAGCCAGUUUAAGGCAAGGUAUGUGUCUGUACUGAGCCUUGUUUAAACAGCCAUUGUCUGCUCACAUUUGGCCCCAAAUGUGUUUGUAAAAACUUUUACAAAAUGUCAAGACUGGCAUGUUUCCAUGAUUUUUUUUACAUUUUAACAGAUUAUAAAAUUAAAUUAAUGGAGAUAUCCCAUCUCCUAGAACUGGAAGGGACCUUGAAAGGUCAUUGAGUCCAGCCCCCUGCCUUCACUAGCAGGACCAAGUAUUGAUUUUGCCCCAGAUCCUUAAGUGGCCCCCUUAAGGACUGAACUCACAACCCUGGGCUUAGCAGGCCAAUGCUCAAACCACUGAGCUAUCCCCCCCCCAUUAAAAGGUACAGCAUAGUGCUACUGCAGGGGAACCAGAUGACUGAGUGUUAAACCUGAAAAAUGUAUAGAGAACAGCAAAAACUAGUUUUAAUCUUUAAUGAUUUACAAUUAUUUUUAACACAGUGCAGAGCAUUUAAAAAUGUAAACUGCAAAUAUCUUUCAAUGGCAGCCUAGACAUUUUUUUUUAAAUUCACAGUGCCAUCAAACAUAAUAUUUAACUUGUGUGUAUUCAGUUAUACUGGUUGACAGUUAUUUUUUCAUGUGAUAGAGCCAACACAGCUAAGCGUGAAGUGAACUCUAGUCUGGCAGAUAUUUCAUCAACCAAACUAAAUUCUAAUUGCAGACUCCUUUCUUAAUGGUUAUUUACAAUCCAGGAAGACCCCAUCUUGACAUUCACAUACCACAGUGUGAUAGCGUGUUCUGCCCUGUACAAGACACAGCCCCGGCCCCACGGAACCUGAAAACUUUUUCUGGUGUCAGACACCAACAUAGACCCUCCUGCUGUCUUUGAAUUGCUUUUUCAGAGUAUAACGGUAUUCUAAGAGUGCUUACCUACCUUGGAACUUGAGUGCAAUCUGCCAACGUGAUAGCCAUCCAUUUGGCUCUUGUGCCAAGUGCUAACCCCUGAGUCACGAAAGAUACUAAGGCACCAAAUAAGCAAAACAAUUUU